This is a messenger RNA of Hemibagrus wyckioides, 3306 nucleotides long. Its product is annotated as polypeptide N-acetylgalactosaminyltransferase 5. The coding region runs from base 266 to 2722 and encodes 818 amino acids. The transcript is spliced from 10 exons. Gene Ontology annotation, cellular component: Golgi apparatus. The record is from RefSeq and is a predicted model, not a curated record. Lineage: Eukaryota; Metazoa; Chordata; Actinopteri; Siluriformes; Bagridae.
CAACCGGUAGACGUCGCGAUAUGUUGCGCCUAGUAAAAUUACCUGGCCGACGUGGGACAGCGUACGUGUCAUGCGAGUUGUUUUCAUGCGUAAAUGUGAUGUUUUUUGGACUGGACGUGGACAAAAUGAGACUUCUAGGAAGUAUCCCGGAGAGGACGGGGGUGAGAUGCUGCCACGCAGUCAUGGCUCCAUUCUGGUGAAAGUUCUUUCCUUACACGGUUUAGUUUUCUUCACGUUACAAUAGACUUUAAAAACACAUCUCCAAAUGAAGGUCAGUAAGUAUUUAAGAGGAAGCGGAAGGUUCCUGGCCUUUGUGUUCGUUGCCUCGGUACUUUGGCUACUGUUUGACAUGGCAGCUCUCAGGCUGUCCAUUGCAGACGUGAAUGGACAGCUCAUGAAAGAGCUUGUCCUAAAAGACAGGGAGUUGGCUAAAAGACUCAACGCGGUUCCCACAAACGUCAGGCAUAACCCUGUUGUCCGAAAGGUGAAUCCAGAUGUGGAGACCUCUCAACGCUCAGAAACGCUCAGCAGAAGAGUUGUUGAGGUUUACAGGCGAAAAAAGCCUGACUGGAUUAAUGGCGAAAACAAAGUAGCACAGAAGUCGCGUGGUAACAUUUUAUCUGUAACUUUGCCCAAAGUAGUGGCUGGAAACGACUCGAAGGUGCUCGUGGAUACAAAGUUAUUUGAGCAAAAUGACAUAUCGGAAAAGCAAAGCGAUCUAAGCUACAAAAUUGCUCCAGGUGUUGGGGCAAACUUGAAGAAAGAAGUGCUACCAAAAACCAAGGCGCCAUCUGCUGGGCAGGAAGGAAACCGCCUGAAACUGCAAUCAAACGCCACCGAAGACCACCAAAUCCCACCAAAAAUACCACUACAGGACGUUAAAAUACCCCAGGAUGUUGUUUUGCCUGAGAAAUCCAACAGGACAGUGAAAAAGGUCACACCGGAUGCACCAAACAACCUUCCCCCAAAACAGGAACACUCCAUCCAGAAGGUUCAGAUGGUUGAUAAGAGGAAUUCAGCGGUAAAAGAUAACAAGACUGUCUCGCUGCCUGUUAAAUCCGUAGUGCAAGUCACAGCAAAACCAGCACAGUCCCCUCUGAAUGCAACAAAAAUCCAUACUGGAGAGCCCCUGAACUCUACAGGUGUGAGGAAGCAAGAUGGGCUCCAUAAGGUCAUGGCCCUCGACGUGACCCUUAAACCGAGGGAUGCCCGUGCGCUGGGGCAGUUCGGCUGGGAGGCACUUGUGCCUCCGGAGGAUGAGGAAGAGAGUAUGCGCAGAUGGAGUGAGGGCUAUUUCAAUGUGUUCCUCAGCGAGCAGAUUCCUUUGGACAGGGCCAUUCCAGACACACGGCCUCCAACAUGCUCCCAAAAGCUUGUUCACGAUAACCUUCCCACGACGAGUGUGAUCUUCUGCUUUGUGGACGAGGUAUGGUCCACUCUGCUGCGCUCCGUCCACAGCGUGCUGAACAGAUCUCCACCUCACCUGCUCAAAGAGAUUCUACUGGUGGAUGACUACAGUACAAAAGACUAUCUGAAGGACAAGUUGGAUGCCUACAUGUCUCAGUUCCCCAAAGUGCGGAUCAUCCGCCUCAAAGAGAGGCACGGGCUGAUCAGGGCGAGGCUGGCUGGGGCUGCGGCGGCAAAGGGCGAUGUCCUGACGUUCCUGGACUCUCAUGUCGAAUGUAACGUGGGCUGGUUAGAGCCGCUGCUGGACAGAGUGUAUCUAGACCGCAGGAAAGUCGCCUGUCCUGUUAUCGAGGUCAUCAAUGACAAGGACAUGAGUUAUGUCAUGGUGGACAAUUUCCAAAGGGGCAUCUUCAAGUGGCCUUUAGUGUUUGGUUGGAGCACACUUUCCAAAGAUUUCAUCAGGAAAAACAAUAUCAAAGUCUCAGAUCCCAUCAGGUGUCCAGUGAUGGCCGGUGGCCUGUUCUCCAUAGAUCGGAAGUAUUUUUAUGAACUAGGAACGUAUGAUCCAGGCCUGGAUGUGUGGGGAGGGGAGAAUAUGGAGAUCUCUUUUAAGAUCUGGAUGUGUGGUGGCGAGAUUGAAAUCAUCCCCUGCUCUCGUGUGGGUCAUAUUUUCCGUGGUGAGAAUCCCUACAACUUCCCCAAGGAUCGUCAGAAAACGGUGGAGAGAAACCUGGCUCGCGUGGCUGAGGUCUGGCUGGACGAGUAUAAAGAGAUUUUCUACGGCCACGGCUAUCUUCACCUGCUGAGUAAAAAUUUGAUAGACAUAGGGAACCUCUCAGCACAGAUCCAGCUGCGCGAGAAGCUCCAGUGCAAGAGCUUCGAGUGGUAUUUGGAGAACAUCUACCCUGAGCUGAAGGCUCCUCUUGUCAAAGCUGAAGGCCUCGUUUUUAACGUUGGCAAUAGGAAAUGUCUGGUGCAAGAAGACGGCUCUUUAUCUUUUGCGAUCUGUAAUCUUAGCAAACAGAACCAGCAUUUUAGCUACAGCUGGGUGAGAACACUCCGCCAGAACAAUACUUGCGUUUCUCCACACGUGACGGGAAGAGGCGUGGCUUUGGAACGAUGUGACAACUCUAAGGCCCACCUCCGCUGGCUGCACAAAUCCAAUAAGUUUCUGGCAGAGCAUCUGAUUGCUGAGGCACAUCGUCAGCGUUUGUGUCUAGAGGCAGGAUCUAAAGGAGACACGAUCUUCCUAAAGGCAUGUGACGCAUCCAGCUCCUAUCAGCAAUGGCAUUUCACACACUACCAUGCACUGUGAGCCCCGGAGACACGCUACAGUUGUUUCAUCUCACUUUGUCAGGAUGAAGACGUUGUUACAUUGUGAAGUAUAAACAGAUGCAUGCAGAGACUUUGUGUAAAUUGGUUAAAAAGACUGUUUUAAGGUUUGUUUUUUUUUAUUUGUUUGUUUUGGUCCUGGAUCAUUUUAAGAGCAGCUACAUCACUUGAUCGUGUUUUUUGGGGACCAUUUUUGGUUUGGUUGAAACAAGCACAAGCAUUGGAAGUGCCUGGUUUGAUCAAAUACAAAUACACAUGCAGUGAACUUAGGUCAUCUACCAGUUGAUGGUGGUACGUUGUCAGUGAAAUGGAGUCAAUCUGGUACGUUACGCAGGACGUGCUUCUAAUAAUAAAUCUAUUGUUUAAAUAUAGGCAGAUUUAACAUAAGCAAUAAGCCGUGUGUUUUGCUGUACACAUUCUCUAACGACACUAGAGGGCGCUGUUUACAACGUUUCUACAGAAGGUUUGUGUUUGUUUUUCUGCUCAACAAUUUUUAUCUUUUUCGCUGGUGAAUCUGGAUGUUACAAAUAAAUGAAACUGACUUUAUUAAAAAAAAAACAAAGUUAA